Penicillium soppii is the source of this 225-nucleotide messenger RNA. RefSeq lists its product as uncharacterized. The transcript has 2 exons. The record is from RefSeq and is a predicted model, not a curated record. Lineage: Eukaryota; Fungi; Ascomycota; Eurotiomycetes; Eurotiales; Aspergillaceae. Bases 1 to 225 code for a protein of 74 amino acids.
AUGGAGUAUCCCCGUAGAGCUGCGCAGUUCCAAGAAAACUCCCAGCACGGGCGUGAGUCAGCAACACGUGACUACUCGAAAUCUCCUCCUCCCCUUGUGUUGGUCCUUUGCUCUGAGCACCCAGAUUUCCCCGAGCCUGUCGCGCAACUCCGUCCCCUCCCCAUCUCCAUUUUCAUCCCAUCCACUUUUUUGAACGCGCCAUCCCAACGCGCCUUCGAAUUUUGA